Molecule: messenger RNA, 9142 nt
Organism: Tachyglossus aculeatus (Australian echidna)
Lineage: Eukaryota; Metazoa; Chordata; Mammalia; Monotremata; Tachyglossidae
Gene: DOCK5
Product: dedicator of cytokinesis 5
Exons: 51
Coding region: 69-5597 (1842 amino acids)
Biological process (GO): cell migration; small GTPase-mediated signal transduction
Cellular component (GO): plasma membrane; cytoplasm
Molecular function (GO): small GTPase binding; guanyl-nucleotide exchange factor activity; GTPase activator activity
Source: RefSeq, a predicted model, not a curated record
ACAAUUACAAUGCUUCCCAGGACUCAGAACUGUCCUUGCUGAUCGGAGACACAGUUCACAUUCUGGAGAUGCAUGAAGACUGGCUCCGAGGCUACACCCUGCGAAAUAAAGCGAAAAAGGGGAUUUUUCCAGUAUCAUACAUCCAUUUGAAGGAGACACCUGUGGAAGACCGAGGGCAUCAUGAGACAGUGAUUCCAAGCGAAGUCCCCCUGGUGCAGGAGCUGACGUCCACACUGCGGGAAUGGGCUGUCAUCUGGCACAAGCUGUACGUGGACAACAAGGUAGUAAUGUUUCGCCAGCUGCAGCAGAUGAUAUACAGUCUGAUCGAGUGGAGGUCCCAGAUCCUGUCUGGCACUCUGCCCAAAGACGAGCUAGCAGAGCUCAAGAAGAAGGUCACAGCCAAAAUCGACCAUGGCAACAGGAUGCUUGGCCUUGACCUGGUGGUGAGAGAUCAGGAUGGAAACAUCUUGGAUCCUGAAAAGACGAGCACCAUCGCCCUCUUCAGGUGCCACGAGACGGCAUCGAAAAGGAUCGAGGAGAGAAUCCAAGAGGAGAAGUCAAUCCUGCAGAACCCAGACCUGAGGGGCCAGGCUAUCUUCAGCACAGUGCACACCUACGGCCUGUAUGUGAACUUCAAGAACUUCGUCUGCAACAUUGGAGAGGAUGCUGAACUCCUCCUGGCUCUCUACGAUCCAGACCAGUCCCGAUUUAUCAGUGAGAACUACCUGAUCCGCUGGGGCAGUAAUGGGAUGCCCAAGGAGAUAGAGAAACUCAACAACCUGCAAGCAGUGUUUACGGACCUCAGCAGCACAGACCUGCUGCGGGGCAAGGUCAGCCUGGUGUGCCAGAUUGUCCGCGUUGGCCACAUGGAGCUGAAGGAGGGGAAGAAGCACACAUGUGGCCUCCGGAGACCCUUUGGGGUGGCAGUGAUGGAUGUUACUGACAUUGUUCAUGGGAAGGUGGAUGAUGAAGAAAAGCAAUAUUUCAUUCCCUUUCACCAAAUUGCUAUGGAAACCUAUAUCCGGCAGAGGCAGCUGAUCAUGUCGCCCCUGAUAACCUCCCACGUGAUUGGGGAGAAUGAGCCUCUCACUUCGGUCCUGAACAAAGUGAUUGCAACAAAGGAAGUGAAUCACAAAGGACAAGGCCUUUGGAUCUCCCUGAAACUGCUCCCAGGCGACUUGGCUCAAGUUCAGAAGGAUUUCUCUCACCUUGUCGACCGAACGACAGCCGUGGCCCGCAAAAUGGGGUUUCCUGAAAUCACCUUCCCAGGAGAUGUCCGAAACGACAUUUAUGUCACCCUGGUCCAUGGCGAAUUUGACAAAGGGAAGAAGAAGACACCCAAGAAUGUGGAAGUCACUAUGUCAGUAGUCAAUGAGGAGGGCGCUGUUUUAGAGAAAGCGAUUCAUCCUGGGGCUGGUUAUGAAGGCAUUUCAGAGUACAAGUCGGUCAUCUAUUACCAAGUCAAGCAACCUUGUUGGCACGAAACUGUGAAGGUGUCCAUCGCAAUAGAAGAGGUCUCUCACUGUCACCUGCGGUUCACGUUCCGUCACCGCUCAUCACAGGAGUCCAGAGACAAGUCUGAAAAAGCCUUUGGAAUUGCCUUCGUGAAACUGAUGAACCAGGAUGGGACAACCCUGCAGGACGGACGGCACAACCUCGUGGUAUACAAGGGUGAGAAUAAGAAAAUGGAAGAGGCCAGGUUCUACCUGACUCUGCCCGACACAAAAGUGGAGAUGGAAGACAAGGACUCACACCCAGCCAAAAACCUGACCUUGGCCAACUUCACCCCCUCGAAGGAUAGCACCAAGGACAGCUUCCAGAUCGCCACUCUCAUCUGUUCCACCAAGUUGACCCAGAAUGUUGACCUCUUGGGUUUGUUAAAUUGGCGUUCCAAUUCCCAGAAUAUCGAGCACAAUUUAAAGAAGUUAAUGGAGGUGGAUGGUGGAGAAAUUGUGAAGUUUCUCCAAGAUACACUUGAUGCACUUUUUAACAUAAUGAUGGAAAUGUCAGAUAAUGAAACAUAUGACUUUCUUGUGUUUGAUGCACUGGUAUUUAUUAUUUCGUUGAUUGGAGACAUCAAGUUCCAGCAUUUCAAUCCCGUACUUGAAACCUACAUCUACAAGCACUUCAGCGCAACCUUGGCUUUUAAGAAACUCACCAAAGUAUUAAACUAUUAUGUGGGCAACGCUGAAGAUUCCAGCAAGACGGAGUUGCUCUUUGCAGCUCUGAAAGCCCUGAAGUACCUCUUCAGAUUUAUUGUUCAGUCCCGAGUUCUCUACCUGAGGUUUUAUGGACAAAGUGAGGAUGGGGACGAAUUUAACAAUGCAAUCCGCCAGCUGUUUCUCUCCUUUAAUGUCCUAAUGGAUAGGCCCCUGGAGGAGGCUGUGAAGAUCAAGGGGGCAGCUUUGAAGUACCUGCCGGGCAUCAUCAAUGAUGUCAAAAUGGUAUUCGACCCUGUUGAGCUCAGUGUGCUCUUUAGCAAAUUCAUUCAGAGCAUUCCAGAAAACCAGUUGGUCCAUCAGAAACUCAACUGCAUGACCAAGAUUGUGGAUAGCAAGCUGUUUGAGCAGUCAGAAUGCAGAGAUGCCCUCCUGCCUCUGUUGAUAGACCAACUCAGCGGUCAGCUGGAUGAUAACUCCAACAAGCCAGACCAUGAGGCAAGCUCUCAGCUUCUUAGCAACAUCCUGGAGGUCCUGUACAGGAACGAUGUGGGCCCUAAGAACAAGCACAUACAGAUGAUAAUGGAGCGGCUGCUGAGAAGGAUCAACCGAACUGUGAUCGGCAUGAGCAGGCAGUCCCCCCACAUUGGUAGUUUUGUAGCCUGCAUGACUGCCAUCCUGAGGCAGAUGGACGAUUUCCACUACAAACACUACAUCAGCACCUUCAAAACCAGGCAGGACCUCAUUGACUUCCUGAUGGAAACUUUUAUCAUGUUUAAGGACUUGAUCGGAAAGAAUGUCUAUUCCAGUGACUGGAUGGUCAUGAAUAUGAUGCAGAGCAGGGUUUUUCUCCAAGCUAUCAACCAGUUUGCAGAAGUUUUGACACGGUUCUUCAUGGACCAGGCAAGCUUUGAACUCCAGCUCUGGAACAAUUAUUUCCAUCUGGCAGUAGCGUUUCUCACACAUGACUCCCUUCAACUUGAAACCUUCUCGGAAGCCAAGCGCAACAAAAUUUUCAAGAAAUACGGGGACAUGAGAAAGGAAAUCGGCUUCAGGAUCCGGGAUAUGUGGUAUAACCUGGGUCCCCACAAAUUCAAGUUCAUCCCAUCCAUGGUGGGUCCAAUCCUCGAGGUGACUCUGACCCCCGAGCCCGAGCUCCGCAAGGCCACAAUCCCCAUCUUCUUUGACAUGAUGCAGUGUGAGUUCAAUUUCAGUGAGAACCACAGUUUCCACAUGUUUGAGAAUGAGCUGAUCACCAAGCUGGACCAGGAGGUGGAAGGGGGCCGAGGAGACGAGCAGUACAAAGUCCUGCUGGAGAAACUCCUCUUGGAGCACUGCCGGAAGCACAAGUAUCUCUCCUGCUCAGGGGAAGUGUUUGCUCUGUUGGUGAGCAGCCUCCUGGAAAACCUCCUGGAUUACAGGACUAUCAUCAUGCAUGAUGAGAGCAAGGAGAAUCGCAUGAGCUGCACAGUCAAUGUAUUGAAUUUUUAUAAAGAAAAGAAGAGAGAAGACAUAUAUAUACGAUAUUUAUACAAACUACGGGAUCUACAUCGAGACUGCGAGAAUUACACGGAAGCCGCAUACACGCUCCUCCUUCACGCAGAGCUACUUCAGUGGUCUGAUAAACCCUGCAUGCCCCACCUCCUUCAGCGGGACAGCUACUUGGUCUACUCUCAGCAAGAGCUCAAAGAGAGGCUUUACCAGGAAAUCAUCUCCUACUUCGACAAGGGCAAAAUGUGGGAGAAAGCCAUCCAACUGAGCAAGGAACUGGCUGAGACCUAUGAGAGCCAGGUCUUCGACUACGAGGCACUUGGCAACCUUCUGAAAAAGCGGGCUUCAUUUUACGAGAACAUCAUUAAGGCCAUGAGGCCCCAACCGGAAUACUUUGCUGUUGGAUACUACGGGCAGGGUUUCCCCUCUUUCCUCCGGAAUAAGAUCUUCAUCUACCGCGGGAAGGAAUAUGAACGGAGGGAGGACUUCGACCUGAAGCUGCUGACCCAGUUUCCCAAUGCCGAGAAGAUGACCAGCACCUCUCCGCCAGGAGAUGACAUCAAGUCCUCCCCAAAGCAGUACAUGCAGUGCUUCACCGUGAAGCCAGUGAUGAACCUGCCCACUAAUUACAAAGACAAGCCAGUUCCUGAACAGAUCUUGAACUACUACCGAGCCAAUGAGGUGAACCAAUUCAGGCACUCACGACCUUUCCGAAAGGGAGAAAAGGAUCCUGAUAAUGAAUUUGCUAACAUGUGGAUCGAGAGAACCACCUACACCACGGCCUAUACCUUUCCUGGGAUUCUGAAGUGGUUUGAAGUCAAAUCAGUUUCAACAGAUCUAGUCAGCCCGCUGGAAAAUGCCAUCGAGACCAUGGAGCUGACCAACGAGAAGAUCAGCAACUGCGUCCAGCAGCACGGCUGGGACCGCACCCUCUCUGUGCACCCUCUGUCCAUGCUGCUGAACGGUAUCGUGGACCCCGCGGUCAUGGGCGGCUAUUCCAACUACGAAAAGGCCUUUUUUACUGACAAAUACAUCCAAGACCAUCCUGAGGACCAAGAAAAAGUUGAGCUGCUGAAGCAUUUAAUUGCUCUACAGAUGCCGCUGCUGGCGGAAGGCAUUCGGAUCCACGGGGAGAAGCUGACUGAGCAACUGAAGCCUCUGCACGACCGAUUGACCUCAUGCUUCCAGGAGCUCAAGGAUAAAGUGGAAAAGCUCUAUGGAGUCGUGACCCUGCCUCCCAGCCUGACGACAGAGAAGAAACAGAGCCGGGUUGGGUCGGGGGUGCUGCCCUACAUCAUGUCCUCCACCCUGCGAAGACUCUCCGUCACCUCCCUGACUCCCUCUGUGGCAUCCACAUCUUCCACCUCUUCUGAGAGCGCCCCCUCCAGGCCGGGAUCGGAUGGGUCCAUUCUGGAGCCUCUCCUGGAGCGCAGGGCGUCGUCGGGGUCUGGUGCCGAAGACACGGCCCUCAGAGAUGACAGUGAUGGCUGCAUCAGCAGGCACAAGCGAAAAGAUUGGAGCAUCAGCAAGUCCCAGGUCAUCGUCAACAGGGAGUCCCAGGUGGAAGCACUGAGCCCAGCUGCGAAAGCCCAGAGGCCGAAGAGUCUCCAGCUGGUGGACAGCCGCCUGACCCUGUUCCAGCCGACACCCCUGAGCCCGCCCCCGCUCACCCCCAAGACUCCUCGGACCCAGAGUUCCCCAUCUUUAUGGACUGAUGGAUUGGUGACUGUCAAUAUUAAGUGUACCCCACCCCCGCCUCCUCCCAAAAGCAAGCCCUACGAAAGCAGUAGCCAGAGGAACUCCUCGGAGAUUCCGCCCCCUCGCCCCAGCCGCCGAGAAGCCAUAGUUGCCCCUCCACCACCUCCAAAAACCCGGAAAUCCAGUGUCCUCUCCCCUGAGGUGGGGCUGCAAGAGAUGCCUGUCCCUCAGGCUUCUCCAGAACCGUAACGGCAGUGGCUCCUCAGUCAUUUGGACUCUUCAGGGGCUGCCGUCAGUGUGCCUGGUUUCUGUAUCCUAACCGCUGGCCUUCAAAUGGGAUCUGUGGAGACAUCCAACGGCCAGUCACAGGCCUUGCCAGAUUCUUUGGGAAGCUUCCCUAAACUCCCAACUUUGUUUGGACACAUGAGGCCACCUCUGACCCCUGUGACAUCACCCCUAAUUCCAGAUCCUGUGGUGAGCCCACAACACCUACGCCUCAAAGAGCUGCACUGCCCUCAUCAGUGCAUCAGCCUGCAUCAGCCACCAUGGCAGAAGCUCUGUCUCUGCAUCUCCCAUCCGAUCAGGCAGCCCACCAUUCAACCAGCCAAUCUCCUGAUUAACAAGUGCAUCCUUCCUGGAUCCUGAAUGUUGAACUGGAAUUCUACCUGCCUCUCUAAUCCUCCAGUGGCGGCCAGUCAGAAACCCGAGUCUGGCCCUUUUCUCUCUCUGCCCAUGCCACUUUGGCAGAAAAUUUUCCUCUCAGGUGCCUCGGUUUUGACCUGGACCCACACAUCUGCUUGGAGCACACCUGCUCCUUGUCCUGCCUCUCCUCUGGGGCUUUGCGGCAGCCACCACCUGAAUGACAGACAAGAUGGGUUUUUCCAAGCCCCGCCUGCCCUGCUCCCUGCAGACCAGCCGAGCAGUGGCGGACUUUGAUGAACAGAGGCAGCCCUGAGCUGGCUGCUGCUAUGAAUUGGGUGGCUUGGGGGCCAGUUGGAAGGCAUAUUUGAGGUUGCAGUAUCACAGUGGCUCUUCCUGCAGUUUUCAAUCCGGGGUUUCCAAAUUGAGAUAAAACAGCACUCAGGAGGCAGCUCAUGGUUCCAGCCAUGGUUAUGCCGGCCAAGCAGAUUUUUGUCACAGUUUUUCUGGCUGCCUUUGGGGGUCCCUGGAGACAUUCCCUGGAGUGUUUCCUUCUGUAGAGAAGCCCUCAUACUCAUGGCGGAAAUACUUGCAAGGUAUCAGUGAAUAGAAAGUGUUGACCCCAUGACCUCCCAACCAACCAUCACACUGACUCUCUGCCGGUCCCGGAGCCUGGACUGGCCUGUUGGCUCAUGGGACCUGUUUUGCUGUAGCCCCUGAGCAUUCUAUGUUGUGCUUCCAUUUCUCCUCGUGCUCUUCCAUGAUUUGUUCCUUGGCCCGGCCCCCAGCCCUGACCCACAACUCAGCCAUUCUGGCCCCAAUCUGGUUUCCAGCCGCAGGUACGAGCGCUGACCUUGGGUUGAGCCCUGGGGUGUGGGGUGGUCCCGCAGUCUGGUCCAGUCCUGGAGGGCCAUUCAGAUGCCAUUGCACUGGUGUUGUGCAGUCUCUUUUUGGCCUUAUGUCAUAAGCAGUAACGAAGUCUUCCUUUCCAGAGGAAUUGUGGCGUGGUUUGGGAUGGUCGAGGUCAGAGACGUUCCCCACGGGGCCGGGCAUAACAGCGUGGGUUUACGGGCAUCCUAGCAUCUAUCUCAGGCAGGCGGCUCUCAUUGGCCAAGGGCAUCCAUCUGUCUGGGACAGGUGACCAUUGAAAAUGGAGUAAAUAUGCUUCUACUUUCUCCUGACCACCUACCUCACUGGCUGGAGUCCUCACGGUUCAAACAAACUAAAGGAAGGAAUGUUCUGCAGGUAGGGAAGGGAAGAGCAUUACAUUGUGUGGUGUGACAGCACGUUUGUUAUGGGUUGGUUUCUCCCCACAGAGUUGCUGCAGUUGCCUAGCCAGCCUCGUUGUGGGGCAGUCUAGGCAAGGGGCUGCUGAAUUGCCCUUGUCAGUGAGUGGGGGAAGGAGUGUGGUGGUGGGGAUGGGUCGGGAUAGGCACUGGGGAGCCCCUCACAGAUACACACUGAGGUGUCAGUUUUCCACUCCAGCCCUGAAAACAAGGGACACCAUCUUUCUGACAGCCUAACCAUCUCACCACUUGGUAAAAUAACACUCCACCUCACCACUCAAGAGCCCAAGCCACUUUACCCAUCAUGCCUUGCUACCAAUCCACUGGGUUUUUCAAGUCACAGAACACUUCUUCCUUUAAGAACUUUAGGGAGCUCCAAUUUGUUUUCUUUCUUUUUUUUUUUUUUGUUUAAAUCUUGAUGCUUGUAAUUCAGUUGGUCAUACCAGGAUAAUUCCCACUUUAGACAAAAGAAUAUUGGGGCUUAAUAUGUGAAGGGGAAAACGUGCUUUUCCUUUCAGUUGACUAUUGUAAAUGACACUGAAUCCAUCAAGUCUGUUUCCUGUCAUGCAAGAGCAGAACCAUUCUUUCAGUCACAUGGGUGAGUUGCUCCCAGAAGCCAGUUGUUAGCACUUUUGCCCCCACCACAAACAGAGUGGUAUCCGAGACAAUCGGAGGCUCUGCUUUCAGAAGGCAAAAAAGAAUUAUUAUUUAUAACUGCUGUUAGUAUUUGAAUUUAAAAUGGUAACGGUUUUUCAAAUUUUGCUUUGGCCACGCUUUUCUGUGAUAUUUUAAUUAGAGAAAGCCAUCCUCCACAUCUCUGCUUGUUUUUUAUUCAUUGUUUGACUUUAAUCUCAAGCCCCACGACCUGGCUUUGCUAGUUGACCCAUCAGCCUAGUCCAAGGCCUCUGCCUGGCUCUGAAGCCAGAUAGUUGCUUACUGAUCUGCCAGGGAGUCUGACUUGAGAGUGAGGAAGUGCCCCCUGGAUGUGACUCAGUUUCCCAGCCCCUUUUGCUUUCCCUCAAGUAGAUUCCCCCCCUCCCUUCCUUGCAGUAAAUCCCGGGAAACUAGGAAGGGGGGAGGCCCAAGCUAGAGGAAUCCUCUUCCAGAAAUCAGUCAAUUAAUGGUACUGAUUGAGUGCUUAUUGUGUGCAGAGUACUGAACAAAGCUCUUUGAAGUUGAAAGACAUAUGCUCCCUGCCCCCAAGGAGUUUCCAGUGUAGGGGAGUCCUCCUCAGGAAAGCCCAGUAGGCCAUGAGGCCCAACAUCGGUACCAGAAGGGGGAAACAUGGCUGUCCGAGCAUCUGCCCAAUACCAGGGGCUGCCAUUCUCUUCAGGAGCAACUCUUUGCCCUUGAGCUGUGCCGGGGCAGAGAGAGUUAGCCAAGAGCACUCCAAACCUCUGUGUUGGGGGAUUUAUCCCACCAGCUCAACCACUGAGGGUCUUGGGAUUUUUGCUUUCCUUGAGAAGACUAUGUCUUUGCCAGCAAUGGCAGCUGUAGGUCCCUAGGUUAGACAGUGUGAGCUUAUUUAAAGCCAGGAGAACUCUGAAGAGAUUUUAGACUUGGAGAAAGAUAAGAAAACAGAGCUAUAUAGAGAAGAAGGGCUGGAAUAUCUCUUGCUUGGUGAUCUCACCACUUUGAAGAAUCAAGAAUCAAAUAUUUUAACUUGAUCACUUAAUUUGAAAAUCACCAGAACCCCAGGAGUCCCGUGGGGUUGAAGAGUAGCAGCCCAAGCCCUGAAGCCUCCCACCUAGGCCUCCCCAAAGCAAAUGGCCCCCUGCCCCUGCAGCUCUGGGUUCCCAAAGAGUGCAGGCAGGUUGGAACCUGGAUGUGGGAGAGAGUGGGAAGGGGGUUUUGGGGUUUUGGGGUUUU